This is a messenger RNA of Numida meleagris (helmeted guineafowl), 2411 nucleotides long. Its product is annotated as T-cell surface glycoprotein CD1b-3-like. Gene Ontology annotation, biological process: antigen processing and presentation, exogenous lipid antigen via MHC class Ib; immune response; positive regulation of T cell mediated cytotoxicity. Bases 785 to 1831 code for a protein of 348 amino acids. The transcript has 6 exons. Gene Ontology annotation, molecular function: lipopeptide binding; endogenous lipid antigen binding; exogenous lipid antigen binding. The record is from RefSeq and is a predicted model, not a curated record. Gene Ontology annotation, cellular component: external side of plasma membrane. Lineage: Eukaryota; Metazoa; Chordata; Aves; Galliformes; Numididae.
GAGGAACCCAUCCGCGCUCCUGAACAAUUCCAGCUCUGAAAAGUGGAUCCUGGCAGCACCUCUGCGCACCUCUGGGCAGAACUGGGCUGGGAAGGGGCGUGCAGAGGAAGGGGGCUCGAGGGAAAGCUGAGGAAUUGUGAGGAGAAGUGGUGUCCUGAGGGGAUGUGCACUGUGGGAGCACCUCUGGGGGCCUCUGGGGCUCAGCCCUCACCUGGGAAGUUGUAACCCCACAUCCUGGAGUCACUGAAGUGCCACCGGGGUCUGAGUGGGCAGGAGCCCCGCAGCCCCUCAGGGACACCAACUGUGCUCAGGAGGGGACAGUGCUGGGACCACCCACCCUGGCUCUGCCCUUGAACCGAGGAGGACACACUUCCCCUUAGCUGAGUUUCAGUUCUGCUUUUGCCCCAAUGCAGGGCCCCCAGGAAAGGGGAAGAGAAACACGUGUGUUUGUGCCUGGGGGGUGCCUGGCUAGGAGUGGUGGGAGGAGAUGGGGACUCCAUGUCACCCCGUGUCUCUGUGCCCAGCACCCAUCGCAUGCUGCAACGUCCCAAUGUUGGCACGAGUGUCCCCACCCUCUGCUACCAGUCAAGCGGUGCAGAUGGUGCGUGGUGACCCAAAAGCAAAGGAGUUCAGCCUCGUUCCCUCCUACGCUUCUCCAGCCCCCAGCUUAGGCCCUCCCUGAAACCUCACUGGCUCCAGCCCCAUUGGUGGAACGCAACCUUCAGGACCCCACAGUGCUUCCUCUUCCCACCGUCCCCGCUGCGUUACCUUCGCUGUGGGCACCAUGUGGCCCCACUGCCUUUUCCUCUUCCUUCUCCUCCACGAGACAUGGGCAGAGCCAGAAACCUCAUGCCAUCUCCCUGCAGAAUCACAGUUUUUCCAGCUUUUCUGCACCUUGCUCUUGGACAAUGUCAGCUCCACCGAAAUGGCCGGGAUGGCUCUGAUGGGAGACGUGCCCAUAUUGGCGCUGGACCCGCACACCUGGAACAUAAACAUCUGCCGGCCAUGGGCCCAAGAGGCUACAGCUGAGACUGAAAUAGCGAAGAUUCUGUCCUUCUCCAUGGUUGGCAUACGCAAUAUGAUUCGGUUCGCGCAUGAGAUGGCUGCGAAGGCAGGGUUGGACUACCCACUGGUUUUCCAGAUCCAUGCAGGCUAUGAGCUUUACCCCAAUGGAACGAGCUGGAGCUUUGUCAACAUUGGGGAAGGUGGCAGAGACCUGGUGACAUACGAGCUGGGGAGGGAGCGCUGGGUUCCCCAGCGGUCCACCCCACUGGCCGAGCUGGUGAGCCACUCUCUCACUGACCUCCGGGCCGUGUCGGGGUUCUUGGAUCACAUCUUCUCCGUCAUCUUGCCAACCUACACCCCCAUCCUGCAAAAACGAGGGAGGACAGAUCUGGAGAGACAAGUGCCACCCAUGGCCGUGGUCUUCACCCGCACAGCUGGCCCGGCGCAGCUCCUGCUGGUUUGCCGCGUCACCAGCUUCUACCCGCGUCCCAUCACUGUCACCUGGCUGCGGGACGGCCAGGAGGUGCCCCCGAGCCCGGCAGUGAGCACCAGCAGUGUGUUACCUAACGCUGACCUCACCUACCAGCUCCGCAGCACCCUGCUGGUGUUCCCCAGGGAUGGGCACAGCUACGCCUGCCACGUGCGACACUGCAGCCUGGGUGACCGCAGCCUCCUUGUUCCCUGGGAAAACCCCAGUGUGUCUUCCACCGUCGGCAUCACCAUUACAGUGUUGCUCCUCACUGCCGUCAUCACCGGGGGAGUUUGGUGGUGGAGGCGCAGGAAACAUGCUGGGUCUGGAAGGAAUUCCCGUACAUUCCUCAUCUGAUGCCCACCCUGCGCCAAGCCCUCACUCCCUGCUCCAUUUCCAAGCCAGCUGCUCCAAUGGUGGUGAGAAAGCAGUGCCACACCAGUAGGGGACAGAGCAGGCCACAGAGGAGCAUGGAGAGAGGGCCAAGUGAUGUCCCAGAUCCCAAGCCCAGACCCCCGGGUUUACGGGAAUUCGUUGCCUUAUGACAGUGUCCCUCUCCUCUUCCCCUAACCCUGUACUGUGUCCCCAGCCUUGUCCCAAUGUCUCUUCCUCAUCCCAGCGCUCCCACCUCAUCCCUUCUCCUGCACCCACAGUAUGUCCCUCCUCUGUCCCCUCACGGCCACAGUCCUGUCCCUGCACCUCUUCUUCAGCCCAUGUCCCUUCAUGUCUCAAACUGACUGCCACAUACCACCCUCUCCCUCUUCCACACCACACAUCCUUCCCAUCCCAUGCCCCUAUUCUGUCCCUGUACCUCUUCCCCACAUCACCCUGCUGUCCCCACAGGUCCCCUGGGCUGUGUCCCCUAUCCUGUGGCACUGGGGCGAGGUUUCCUUGUUGGACGCCAGCAAAAUGGGGAAGAAUGAGGCAAAACUGUGAA